Anopheles arabiensis is the source of this 2367-nucleotide messenger RNA. RefSeq lists its product as uncharacterized. NCBI's taxonomy places the organism in Eukaryota, Metazoa, Arthropoda, Insecta, Diptera, Culicidae. The transcript has 2 exons. Bases 41 to 1627 code for a protein of 528 amino acids. The record is from RefSeq and is a predicted model, not a curated record.
AGGACGAGAUGAAAGUGUACGACCGAUCGCGAACAGUACUAUGACGAACACAAUAUUUUCGAGUUCACAAGUGCGUUUACCGAAAAUAGAGCUUCCUACGUUUAGUGGUGAUAUUACGCAAUGGAUGAGUUUUAAGGAUCGUUUCGAAUCGAUGGUGCACGAGGUAGUGGAGUUGUCUGAAGUUAUGAAGCUGCAAUAUUUACUGGCGUCGCUGAGAGGAGAUGUAGCUCGACAAUUUGAACAUGUUCAACUUGUGGGGGAGAACUAUUCGAGUACAUGGAAGGCGCUUUUGAAGCGUUUCGAUGAUGAAAAGAAGCUGAAGCGCGAGUAUUUUAAGGCGCUCAUGGAUCUUCAACCAAUGGCAGCAGCAACACCCGAAGAGUUGACUCGAAUCGUGAAUGAAUCUCGACGGUUGGUGCGGGGAAUGGAACGACUAAAGGAGCCAGUAUCAAAAUGGGCUACACCUUUAACAAGUCUGGUAAGAUGCAAAAUUCAUCAGGAUACGUUAAUGGCAUACGAAAUCUUUGCAGCUGACACGGAAGACAAUUUUGAUGACCUGAUGGAAUUCUGUGAAAAGAGGAUAAAGAUUUUGAACAACACCGUUACCGAUGGGACAAACAGAAUAUCUACAAAAGCAGCUAAUGAACCCAUUUCAAGUCGUGCAGAGAACAACGGGCAGAGAAAGAAGGGAACGAAACCGAACGCAACUUUAGUAUGUGCGAGCCAAGCACACAAAGCCGUUACAAAAUGUUGCAUUGUAUGCCAGGGUGAUCAUCCAGUAGCAAGGUGUCCAUCAUUUGAGCGGCUCUCAGGAAUAGAACGCCAGGAAGUAGUCAAAAAGAAUGCACUAUGUUUCAAUUGCUUGACCAAAAAUCAUCGAUCUAUUUUCUGCCGUUCAUCAACAAGAUGUGAGAAGUGCAAGGGACGUCAUCAUAUGUUAUUAUGUAAUCGUAUUGCCUUUCCAACCCCACCAAGUCGAGAAGAAACUAUAAACGCUACAACGCAUGUAAAAGCUGCCAAGGAGCAGAUGGUCUGGUUGUCGACAGCACGAGUUUUAGUGUGCAAUGAACAUGGCGAGGAGAUGAUUGCUAGAGCAUUAUUAGAUCAAGGUUCCCAGUCAAAUUUUAUCAGUGAGCAAUUAGUGCAGCAGUUGAGACUGAGAAAACGACGACUUGCAAGACCAUUAUCGGGAAUCGCAGCAGUAGAAGUAAGGGCUGUAUCCGUUGUGACAGCAAUCGUCAAGUCACGUGUAGCUGAGUUUGCCGCAACGCUUGAUUGUUUGGUACUACCAAAGGUGACAUCGGAUUUUCCUUUUCGCACGAAAAACACGGAAAGGUGGAAUAUGCCGGUAGGAGUAACGUUAGCAGAUCCAGCAUUUUUCCGUAGUGAUAAGAUUGAUAUGCUGAUUGGAGGAGAGCUGUUUGCUGAGCUGUUACAACAAGGGCAGUUACGUAUUGCCCCACAUUUGCCUAAGUUACUGGAGACGAGCUUUGGUUGGAUAGUCAGCGGUAAAGAAGAGAAUCAGCAUGAUACCAGUAUGAGCAACCAGAUGGCAUGUUCCUGCAUCAAUGAAGAAGAAGACUUGAGCAGCUUGUUGGAGAAACUGGUUCAAAUAUGCAACAUUUAGCGGAAGUAGACGUAAAAAACAUCCCCGAGAACCGCUUGAACCAUUGGAGACACGUUCAACAUCGACUACAGCAUUUUUGGAAGCGUUGGCAUGUGGAAUAUCUUCAACAGCUGCAGACUAGACCCAAAUGGAGAGGCCCAGUACGACUGAUCUGUCCUGGAAUGAUGGUAAUCGUACGAGAAGAUAAUGUGCCACCGCUAAAAUGGCCAUUAGCGAGAAUAAUCGAUGUACACCCAGGACCAGACGGCACCGUAAGAGUAGUCACGUUGCGUACACCACAAGCAAAAGAACUAAAGAGGCCAGUUAGUAGAGUUUGCGUACUACCAUUGGAAGACAAUGAACUUUAUACGAUGAAAGGAAACACAUGAACUGAGGCGACAAUCUCGUGUGACAGUUUUUUUUGUCGAGUUAAACAUUUGGUUAGUUUUUGUCGAGUUAAGGUUUUUUUAAUAAAAUAUUAUCUAUUGUAUUAUAUGAAGUAUUAUGAAUUGUGAAGCAUGUUGCAUGAAAUCGAAUGUGGCUUAUAAAUAGCACAGUUUUUGAUCAUAGAAGUGAAGUACUUAAGGGAUUGAAUUAUGUUGACGUGAAUUGUAAAAUUUUCAAUUUUGGUGGUCGGGAAAUGUUAGCGCCUAGAGGUAUGCAGAAAGGUAAUAGCAUACAAGUAGCCAUAAUUUUAGUCCAUAACGAUUAGAGUUAGUUAGUGUUAGUGAGAACGUGUAUCGAUCUGAUGAAAUAAAUGU